Diabrotica virgifera virgifera (western corn rootworm) is the source of this 929-nucleotide messenger RNA. RefSeq names its product uridine diphosphate glucose pyrophosphatase NUDT14. The coding region runs from base 273 to 896 and encodes 207 amino acids. Gene Ontology annotation, molecular function: metal ion binding; UDP-sugar diphosphatase activity. NCBI's taxonomy places the organism in Eukaryota, Metazoa, Arthropoda, Insecta, Coleoptera, Chrysomelidae. The record is from RefSeq and is a predicted model, not a curated record. The transcript has 2 exons. Gene Ontology annotation, biological process: nucleoside phosphate metabolic process; ribose phosphate metabolic process.
AGUCAAAAACGUUGUCAAGGAAACAGCUGUUUUAGAUAAUUUAUUUAAAAAUUCUUCAAGAUUAUUAAAGUUUAUGUAUGAAUUAAGGGAAUAAUUUUAUCAGGGUUAUCUAAGUUUACUUUCAGAUUUGAAGUUGCGUAUUUUCAUAGGAAUAUAUUAUUUGUUCAAUGUCUACUGAGUGCAUAUGCUCAGUAUAAUUUGGUGUCAACAAGUACAUUGAUUAUUACAUUAAUAUCCUUUGAUUCAUUCUAAAUAUAUUACAAGAAUCUAAAAUGGACGAUGUCUCAAAAAUUGUUAUCCAACCUUUACGGGAAUCUAUUUAUUUGAAACCCUAUACUAUGCAUUUUGUCCAGAAUGGCACUAAAAGAACCUGGGACUUACUAACAGUACAUGACAGUGUAGCCAUAAUUUUAUUCAACGUUUCAAGAAACGUUUUAAUCCUUGUGAAACAAUUUAGGCCUGCUGUUUAUUAUGGAAGCAUUCCAGAAAAAGAUAGAAUUAUGGGAGAGGAGCUCGACACUAAGAAAUACCCACCAGAGUUAGGUAUUACGAUUGAAUUAUGUGCUGGAAUUAUAGACAAGAACAAAUCCGAAGCAGAGAUAGCCAAGGAGGAGGUUUUAGAGGAAUGUGGGUAUGAUGUCCCUGUUUCUAGCAUGCAAAAAAUAGGAUCUUAUAGAUCUGGCGUAGGUACUUCUGCCAGUCUACAAACUGCCUUUUACUGUGAAGUUACUGACGAUAUGAAAGUUUCAUCAGGGGGAGGAGUUGAUGACGAGAUCAUUGACGUUGUGGAAAUGACUGUUGAAGAAAUGAAGAAGUAUGUUACUCAGAAUUAUAUAAAAAGUCCUCCUAGUUUUAUGUUUUGUAUGUAUUGGUUUUUAUAUAACAAACAAAAGUGAUGUAACCAUGAUAUUAGAUAAUUUAUGAAUUAA